AUGCUGGGCUGGGACGCCUAUCGCCGCUUUGACUUCUUCACCCUCCGGCCGGGGGAAAUCACCAAGCAAUUCUCGUCGUAUGAUCGCACAAAUGGGAAUAAUGACGGAUUCUAUGGAACACACUCGUGUCUUUACAAUAGUACCGACGGCCGCUGUGUUAUUGCUGAUGCCAAAGGUCCGGGUGAGAUUGCAUCGAUUUGGUUCACGUACGAAAACGACAGUGUUGUCCCCAUCGGCGACAUUCGCAUCGAGCUAGAUUCGCAUUUAGUGCUGCAGCAUGACCUUCAAAGCCUCGUGAAUGGAGACAUAGGAGCACCAUUCCUCUGGCCAUUGGUAGGGAAUACUAAUGAUACCAAUGGUGGCAAUGUGAUCAAGGUGCCCAUCCCGUACACAAAGUCAAUGAUCAUCAGCACCCUUCACAAUCCCCACUUUUACCACGUUGUGUAUCGAGAACUGCCUGCGGAUGCAGACGUAAAAAUAUUCGACCCUGAUGACAGCGCAUUGGAUGCCUUAGAUACUUCUCGUCGCUUUGGUGUUGUUGACCCAAAGUGUCGCUCGAGGGUAUCUUCAUGUCCAUAUUCGCCGCGACGCACUCGCAGUGAGAGCCACAUGUUUACGGUGGAUUCAGGUCGUUCCUCUCAAGUGGCUACAAUCUCCGGCUCGGGAGUUGUCACUCAGCUGCAGCUACGAGUGCCGGGAAUUCUGGGUGCGCCGCAUGUGGAAGACGAUGGUCGUGCGUAUGGGCAAGGGGGGUGGAGUUCAGCAACGUUUAAACUAGACACUCGCAACAAACAGUGUCAACUCACCCGACGUUUAGAUAGCACUAUUGGCCAUCAGCGUGCGGCAGUCAGUGUUGAUGGAAAACAUGCAGGUGAAUGGCCCGACAGCGGACCCAGCAACAAUGCAACCUGGGCGGACCAGACCUUGAAGCUGAAUCCGGAAUUGACGGCGGGCAAGAGAACUAUAAGCGUCAAGAAUACGUUUACUGCUUCGGACCUUGACUUUAACGAGUUCUUCUAUGCUCUGCACUGCAAACUGAAUGCCACUUCCAACUGGGAAUUGAUGGACCUGUUGAAUGUUGGACCCAACAAUGUGAACGACGAAGCCACACACGAAUAUAAAAUCAGCGGCCAAACUUGGAGUGGUGUAAGGCAUUACUUAUACGAAGGAGAGCGCCUGGAGCAAGCGACCCGGUCCCUUCGCCUCAUCAGCGACAUUUACCUAAGACUCACCUUCGAUGGCCAGACAACGGUAGAUGGCCCCAUCGGAUCAUUCUUUGGGUCGGCGCUGGGAAAGUUCGCCGUGCGAUCAUUGAUGCUGUCCAUUGAUACCCUGGGCGAGGACGGCGCAUUUACAUCCUGGUGGCCAAUGCCAUUUAACAAUUCUGUUGCCGUGGAACUCGUUAAUCAAGCUGGAGAGCCAGUGCAGGGAUCGAUUGAUCUGAAAUGGGCGCCAUGGUCUGCUCCGCCCGCACCAUGGGGAUAUUUUGCGACACAGCACCACCACGCAGAGACAAAAACCGGCGUUCUAUGGAACUUUCUCAGCGAAACGGGCCGGGGCGUGGCCUAUGGAGUAACCCACGCAUUCCGGGGUGCCAUUCUACCGCCGAACAACACCCUGGAAUUCCUCGAGGGUGAUCUGAAGGUGUGGACGAACCGUGGAGGUAAGACGGGUCCGUUUGAUCAGGCCACUAUGCUCGGUACCGGAACCGAGGACUUCUAUGAGUCUGGUUGGUACUUUACAGAUGCGCAGGACGGGACAUAUGGUUCGACAGCUGUUCCUUUUGCGAUGCCUCUGACCGGGAUGGAGGCUCACGAAUUUCGGGAGUUGAAUUGUAUUGGGGAGUGUCUCGAGGCGUCCCGGUUGAUGCUGGCCGAUUCCAUGAAUUUCGAUGAUGGAAUCUCAUUCAACAUAGAGCAUGGACCGGUGAACAAUAAUAUCAACGCGAACUACGAGACUACUGCGUUUUAUUAUCAUGCGAGAGACUAG
Molecule: messenger RNA, 1989 nt
Organism: Penicillium riverlandense
Lineage: Eukaryota; Fungi; Ascomycota; Eurotiomycetes; Eurotiales; Aspergillaceae
Product: glycoside hydrolase family 172 protein
Exons: 1
Coding region: 1-1989 (662 amino acids)
Source: RefSeq, a predicted model, not a curated record